AUGGCAAACAAUGCCCUCAUUCCAUUCCUGGUCACGAUGAUGCUCGUGACUGGGGUGUGCAAUACUAUUCUCAACAAGUAUCAGGAUAUGCAAUGCGUGCGAAACUGCGAUUCCCGGGAUCCCAGCCAGCGGAAGCUGUUUGAGCAACCGGUCAUUCAAACAGCCGUAAUGUUCAUGGGUGAGAUGGGCUGUUGGCUAGUUAUCGGUUUAGCCUUCCUCUACCGUCGAUACAUCGCACCCUACCUAUCCAGUGACCCCUCACCCCUCCUAACUGGCGGAUAUCACCCGAUAAAUGGCGACGACGAGGGCGUCGAUGAAGAUGAUCACACGGUUGAUGAACUCGACGGUGACAGCAGACACCCCAAGCCUCUGCCCGAAGAUAAUAGCCGCAUCCCACUUCGGGGAUGGAAGGUCCUACUGCUUGCAGCGCCGUCGAGCUGUGAUAUCGCUGGCACAACCCUCAUGAACGUGGGUCUUCUCUUUGUGGCAGCUAGUAUCUACCAGAUGACCCGAGGUGCCCUUGUACUUUUCGUGGGUCUUUUCAGUGUCCUCUUCCUCCGCCGCAAGCUUCAGUUAUACCAGUGGAGCGCACUUUUCAUUGUCGUCCUAGGCGUGGCUAUUGUGGGUCUUUCUGGAGCUCUAUUCAGUGGCGAGUCGGGCCACGAUAUCAAUCAAAGUCGGAGUGCUACCGAUGCGGCCUCGCAUGCUCUUGUGCAGGCGCGUGAUGUCGCUCGGACCCCCGAGGCUGUCCAGGCUAUCAUUGGUGUGCUGCUUAUUGCUGCAGCGCAGAUCUUUACAGCCACACAGUUUGUGCUGGAGGAGUGGAUUCUGGAGAAAUAUGCCAUGGAUCCAAUCCAGGUCGUGGGCUGGGAAGGCGUCUUUGGCUUCUCGGUUACUACCGUCGGCAUCGUGAUCAUGUAUCUUAUUGUUGGACGGACCGAUGCCGGCCGAUAUGGCUACUUUGAUAUCAAGGAGGGAUUGCACGAGGUUUUCGAUAACCGUGCUGUUGCCAUAUCCAGCUUGUUUAUCAUGAUCAGUAUCGGUGGCUUCAACUUCUUCGGUCUUUCUGUCACCCGCACUGUAUCCGCCACCUCUCGUAGCACAAUCGACACUUGCCGCACGCUCUUCAUCUGGCUUGUUUCGCUUGGACUCGGCUGGGAGACCUUCAAAUGGCUCCAAGUUGCCGGCUUCGCGCUUCUUGUCUACGGAACUUUCUUGUUUAAUGACAUCAUCCGCCCUCCGCUCAAGGCUUGUUUGCCCCGUGACAAUAGAGAGGGAGAGGUACUGCUCCCCGAAGGCCCCAUCGAACAUAUUUGA
Messenger RNA from Penicillium coprophilum, 1317 nucleotides. RefSeq names its product putative nucleotide-sugar transporter. Gene Ontology annotation, biological process: pyrimidine nucleotide-sugar transmembrane transport. Gene Ontology annotation, cellular component: Golgi membrane; intracellular membrane-bounded organelle. Bases 1 to 1317 code for a protein of 438 amino acids. Lineage: Eukaryota; Fungi; Ascomycota; Eurotiomycetes; Eurotiales; Aspergillaceae. The transcript is spliced from 4 exons. Gene Ontology annotation, molecular function: pyrimidine nucleotide-sugar transmembrane transporter activity. The record is from RefSeq and is a predicted model, not a curated record.